Molecule: messenger RNA, 2806 nt
Organism: Archocentrus centrarchus (flier cichlid)
Lineage: Eukaryota; Metazoa; Chordata; Actinopteri; Cichliformes; Cichlidae
Product: complement C2
Exons: 19
Coding region: 86-2449 (787 amino acids)
Biological process (GO): response to bacterium; complement activation; proteolysis
Cellular component (GO): extracellular exosome; extracellular region
Molecular function (GO): serine-type endopeptidase activity
Source: RefSeq, a predicted model, not a curated record
UCAGUCAUCAAAUAAAGGAACUGACUGCAGGUCAACAGAGACACUCUUGUUGUGGCUUCUGUUACUUAAAGAUAAAAAGGAAGCCAUGCGUGUCAAUCCUGUACCGUGGAUCAUCCUCUUCAUGUCUGUCCGUAGGGUGUCCCUGCAGGUGACCGACUACGAGUAUGAGUACGUCGCUUAUGAUGAAGAACAGCCUGUGAACUGCUCGGUUUCAGAGAGUAUCAAUGGUGGACAUGUCACCUACUCCAAGGGAGGGCUGGAGGGCAGCGUGCUGACCUAUCACUGCGGCCCGGGGCAAUACCCAUACCCAGUUAGCUAUAGGACUUGUGGCGAACAUGGGGAGUGGUCACCCAUGAGAUUAGCCAGUGGCAGACUUAUGUCUGGAGCCACAUGUAAAGAUGUGAGGUGUCCGGCUCAGCUCCAGCUGGAUCACGGUGACUUCUGGCCCAGGGACCAGUGGUUCCGCGUUGGGACAACGCAGAGUUUCUCCUGCCAGGAAGGCUUCACCCUGUACGGCUCAGCACAGAGAAACUGCACUCUCUCUGGGGACUGGACAGGAUCCACUCCUGUCUGUGACAACCAUGCUGAGGACUGCAAUGAUCCGGGGAUCCCACCGGGGGCCCUGAGGUCAGCAGGCCGGUUCCUCAGGGGAGAAAAGUUGACUUACCGGUGUCAGACCGGGCUGUCUCUGCUCGGGUCGGCCGAAAGGUUCUGUCUGGAGCACAGGGAGUGGAGCGGAUCCACACCACGCUGCCAAGGUCCAAAUACCUUUGACUCACCCAGCGCGGUGGCUGCAGCCAUGACAGGAUCGCUUGCAGGAGUGAUGGAUGUGCUGUCACCACAGGACAAAAAGAAAGAGGAAAGCAUAUCCUUCGGCCGAACCUUCCGUGUGGGUGAAGUCAGCCGUAUGCACAUCUACAUAUUACUGGACACAUCAGGAAGCAUCCAAAAGGAUGAGUUUGAAAAGUCCAGAAACGCCACCAUUGCUUUGAUCAGAAAGCUGGACAGCUAUGAAGUACAGCUGAAUUUCCACGUGUUGUCCUUUGCCAGCGAGGCUAAAGACAUCGUCGACAUCGCAGACACAGAUUUAAGUGGUAGCGUUGACAGCGUCAUAUGGAAUCUCUUGGAUUUUGACUACAAGAGCCACGGGCGCAAAACGGGCACCAACCUCUACGCUGCUCUGCAACGUGUCAAUGAGAAGAUAAGCUUCUUUAAAGUCGACAAAACCAACAACAGAUUUAAUGAGACCCAGAACAUCAUCAUCAUAGCAACAGACGGUUACUCCAACACAGGGAGAAACUCUGACAGUGCCCUCACUCGGAUCCGGCAUUUACUGGGUUAUAGUGACAAAGGCCCAGAUCACACAAAUGAGAGAAUGCUAGACGUCUAUGUGUUUGGUGUCGGGCAGAACGUGAAUAAAGAUGAGCUGAAUUCUUUGGCCUCAAACAAACGUGGUGAGACGCAUGUCUUCAUCCUCAAAGACUUUGAAAAACUGGGAGAUGUGUUCAACAAAAUGAUUAGUGAUAAGAGUGUGACUAAGUGUGGGGUGGCUCAGGAAGACAUCUCCAAGGAGCAGGAGAUAUGGGGAAGAGCUUUCACCAGCCCCUGGCACGUCGCUCUGACAUCAGCUGAAUGGGGUGUCAAGUCCUGUUUUGGAUCCAUUGUAAGCGAGAACUGGGUGCUGACAGCUGCUCAUUGCUUUGACAAAGACAGGACAAUCAAAAUCCCACAGCAACUCAUCAUAGAACACGGUCUUUCAAAACCUAGAGAAUCUGUCAGUGUUAAGAGAGUGAUCGUGCACCCCAACUACAGCAUCAACGCACUCGAACACAGAGGGGUCUCUGAGUUUUAUGACUAUGAUGUGGCUCUGCUGGAGACCAACAGCAGCAUCCCACUGUCAUGGAGCGCCAGACCAAUCUGCCUACCAUGUACCAUACCAGGCUCCCGAGCCAUGAAGAAAAUCAACUCCACCUGUGACGAGCACAGAAAGGAAUUACUAACGCAUGAGCAGACUCCCGCCUUUUUCAACCAUAAGACCUCGAAUACUGGAACAAAUGUUCAGUAUGAACGUAAAGAAACACACAUCCAUAUGGGCAGUCAGAGGCCCGACUGUGUGGCGAAAGCAAGAAAAUUUCUAGACGACACAAAUGUGACUGUGGAUGAGUUUGUACCUGACAGAUUCCUCUGCUCUGGAGGCACUAAAAACUAUAAGGAUGCUGUUACAUGCCAAGGUGACUCUGGCGGGUCCCUGUUUCUGCAGAAAAAGAAGCGCUACUUUCAGGUGGGGCUAGUGAGCUGGGGCAUCAUAGACAUAUGUCAACUACAGAUAUCAAGGUCCAGCGAGCUGCCUCCCGAUGCUCGAGACUUUCACAUUGACCUCUUCAAAAUAAUGUCGUGGUUGAAGCAGCAUCUGGGGGAGGUAAUCCAGUUCCUGCCGGACAUCGACUGAGCAGAUCCAGGAUUAGUCUGCAGGGAUAGGCUUGAUUUAAGCCACACAGGUUUCAGCUGAGCAAAUGCAAAAGGGGUGAACUCGUUCCACAUCUUAUAGAGAUAGAUUCUUUAUUGAUCCCGAAGGAAAUGAGGUCAUCCAGCAGCUUAAGACGCAGGAAUACUUAGAGUCAAUCAAAUUGAUUUUCUAUACCUUUAUUAUAAUAUUCAGUAACAAGGAUUUCUGAAGCUGUGGUGUAGUAAAAUUACACAAAUCGUAUACAAUAUAUAGUAGAAAAUUAACUCUGCUUGCUUUUCCAGUUUAUUUCAUUUCUAAACUGACAUUACUGCAUGACUAAUAAAACUACUGUCAAGUUGA